AUGCCGCAUAGGAUAUUUUAUCAAUACGUGAAUAGGUUCGUUCAUGAUGAAAAAAUUAACUUGAUAAAAUAUUCUGAGUUUAGACAGCCACCAGACGAAUCUGUCGUUUAUAAGGAUAAUCGAACGCAGACUAUUAAAAAGUUAUGGAAUAAAACGACUGUAAAUUUAUGUUUACUAAAAAAUUUAGAUAGUUAUGAUGAUAUAGAUGUUGGAAGUUUGAAGAUUGAGUUUAAAAAUUUUGUGCAUGAUAAUGUGCUAAAAGUUUAUGGUCUAACUUAUGAUGGGAAAAAUUAUUUCUUCGUUCGUGAAUAUGCCGCCAUAGAUCUACGUAGUUAUCUUAAUCAAAAGAAUUCAGAGGGUGCUCCUCUAGAAUGGAAUAAGAAAUUGCUAAUAACUAGCCAAAUAGUUGAUGGAUUAAAAUUUCUUCAUAGCAAAGGCUUUGUUCACUCGGAUAUGAUAUUGAAAAACAUUUCCCUCGAGCAGAAAAUUGAGAGUCCGCCUGUCCGAAAGCCAUCCGAUAUUAACAAUAUUGAUUGUAAAUUAGAUGAGGAUUGUCAAUUGGAUUUUUAUGAUAUGUUAAAUGUCAAUAAACUUAGAGUUGAAUUCAUUAAUCGUUUUGCAUUGAAUAAAGGUCGAAAUAUUAAUGGAUUUGAUUUUAGUCGCGCGAAUGAAUUUAUUUUAUAUGAUCAUAGCGAUCCAAAGAUAUGUAAAGUGUAUAAGCAACCUCCAAUUUUCUAUAUUCCUAAAAAUCUAGUCUCACCUUGGAUGAAGUUAAAUAAAUUUAGUUUGUUCGAAAAUCAAGACACAGAGAUAGAGGGACUAAAUGAUGACGCACAAAUCCAUUUUCCAAUUGCAACAGUACAAUAUACUUGUAAAACGACUGAUAAAUUUAUUCAGGAUAUUAAAGAUGUGCUUAAAAACUCAGACCAGUCUGAGUAUAAAAGGAAUUUAGAAAAAGUAUUUAAUAAUUAUGGUCAUUACGUGGCUACAAAGGUUACGCUUGGUGGUGUACUUACUAUUAAAAAUUGGUCAAGAGUUUCUGCUGAGAGUAGGUCAUACUUAAGGUGUUACAUUCAGUGGGGAAUAGAUUAUGGUCAAGGUAGUGCUUCAAGAAUUUUUGAAGAUGUUCCGCUUAAUAAUAUACCUAAACUUGAGGCCACAAUGUUUAUGGGAACUAUGAGAACUAUUGGAAACUUAUAUUCUUGGUUUAAAAAUUUGUAUGAUUGCAAAUUUGCAGAAAUUAUAUCAUAUGAUGAAGUUAUACCAUCAUAUGAACUAUUGCCUGAUGAUUUUAAAAAAGAAUUAUUCAAACUUACUAAAUUAGUGUCCGAUAAAAAACCUUAUGAAACAUUAAUCCCAAAUAUUCCAACCGAAUGCGAGAAACAAGAUAUGACGAAAUGGAUAAUAAAAAAUCCGCCAAUUGGUAUAUUUUUUAGUAAUUGGAUUUACGAUUUUUCAUUACAACGUGGCGUGAUUUUACAACACUCAGGCCUUGAACGUGGAAGAAGUUCAGCCUUUAAAUUUUUAAAAGAGCCUAAAAUUACCGAGCUAAAUAAAAUAACAAUUUUAUUAGCACAACCUAAAACUCGUAAAGAAGCCUAUAUGUUAGAAAACGGUAUAAUAUUAAAAGAUGAAUUAGAACUUGAAAAUGUUCCUUUUGCUGAUUAUAGUUCGAUAUUUAGCCAAAACGAUAAAUAUCCCAAGACAAUUUAUUGCCAAAUUAUUUUCCAUGCAAUAAAGCUUUCUUCCAAACUUUUGGACUUUAAAGCUUUAUCUGAUUUUUCGAUUAUGGUAAAUUCUGCACUUCAAGAUAAUAUGCCGUAUAAAAAACUUAGUGAACUAUUUGGUAAUAAUUAUGGUCAUUUAUUACCAAGAACUUUAAUUUUAGGUGGGAUUUUGUCAAAAACGUAUGAAUCAUAUACAGACAUAAUUUUGCCACAAAACAUUGUUUUUGAAUAUGAUAUGAAUGAUCCUCAAACACCUAAAAACAUUGAAGAAAAGUUAAACGAGUGGAAUUCGCAAUUUCAACAUUUGGAUACAUCAGUUUUCUUUAGUAAUAGUGGUGAUGUAGUUCACCGUAAUAAAAUUAAAGAUUGGUUAAUGGAUCUUUCCGAAAAUAAACGUAGUUGGAAUGUUGUUACUUUUGAAGAUUGGACACCACUAUAUAAAGUUUUGAAAAGAACACAACAAAAAAUUGAUGAGAUUUUUGAUGAAACUUACCACAUUGUUUUUAAUGGGGAAGAAUCUUUAACUCAAGAUCAAACUACAACAAUUAUUAAGUUUCCUGGACCGCUUAUUGAUGAUAAAUAUUAUAUUUUCGGAGUUGUAGUAAGGAGAAAUAGAUUGAAAGGUCUCGAUAAAUAUGAAGGAAUUCCUAAGAUUUCUGUUCGUUUUGAUUAUCCUAACAAUAAUAGCUGUGUUGCAUAUAUAUAUAAAAAUUGUGAUGAAAGCUUAUUAAUCGAAGCAGAUAUGAAACUUCUUUGGUUCGUACUCGCUAACCCAAAAGGAUACUGCAGUGGCAUAAACAGAAGUAUCAAGGUUACUUAUGGUGAACUUAAUGUUGACAAUACUCAACCUGUAGUAGCACAGCCGACAAGUAAAGAGCUCACUUCAAAUUGCGUUCUUAUAACAUCAAUUGUUUCUAGAAAAGAUACAAUAUUUUAUAAUAUUAAACCCAAAAAUUGGUCGAAAACGAAAAUUAAUAUUGAAAUACUAGAAGAAUGCAUAAUUCCAGUUGAUAAUUCAAAAAAGGAUGAAGAUGAUGGUUUCGGUGACAAGGACUCAGAUGAUGGUUUCGAUGACAAGAACUCAGAUGACGAUUUACCAGAACAAGUGGUUCUUAGAUGGUGUGUAAUUGAUGCAAGUGAAAGAGAAGCUAUAGUUAGUUUGGGCAAUAUGUGCCCAUUAUCUUUGUUUGGAAAUUAUCUCAACAUUGAGGACGAAAUUUUCGAAAACACGGAAAAUGUACCACGAUUUCCACCGCAAAUGUUAUUAGAAGAUGCAAUUAAACAACACACUAUUCCAAAUGGCAAUACGCUUGAGGCAUGGAAGACAUUCGUAAAUCAUUCUAGAAAAGGAAACUUUAUUGCUGAUUAUUGGAUUGGAUAUUACUUACAACAAGAUAUUCUAAAAUCAAAAAAUCUCUAUGAAAAUUCCAUUGAACCUGUCAUUCAAGAAGAAAGUCCAUACACUCAAGCCGCAAUGGGGUAUUUUAAAAAAUCAGCUGACAAUAAUUACUCUGAAGCACAAUUAAGAUAUGGUUAUGGUCUUUAUUACGGUAAAGGUGUUAAUAAAGAUCAGAAAGAAGCUAUUCGAUAUUUCAAACUAGGUGCAGAAAACGAUAAUAUUACUGCAAUGUAUAAUUUAGGAAUUAUUUGGAUAUUUAGUAAUAGUCAAAAUGAAAAGGAAGAAGGUGAGAAAUGGCUGAUAAAGGCGGCAGGACUUAAUCAUCAAAAAGCUAUCGAAGUUUGCGAUCAGAGAAAAAUUAAUUAUAGAGAGUGA
Scutellospora calospora is the source of this 3501-nucleotide messenger RNA. The record is from the annotation of a GenBank genome assembly. NCBI's taxonomy places the organism in Eukaryota, Fungi, Glomeromycota, Glomeromycetes, Diversisporales, Gigasporaceae.